AUGGGAUUGAUUAACGCCAAAGACUUCCAGACUUUGAACCAUUCAAAAGCAGUGUUGUCAAUACAUCAACUUGUCGAUCUGUCAGAGCUGCUUGAUGUGCUCUCCGGUGUGCUCGGCUGUCCGGUGUAUCCUCGACGAAUGAUCACGAAAGACGUUCUGGGUCGAUUCCGAAUUUUCGAAGCUGAACAUAUCAUCAGUAAAAAGCUCGUCAAUGAAGAUAGCCGCUUCAAGUAUUACGAAUCACAAGUGCUGAUGAAUGGCACUUAUACAAACGUGCUGCUGAAAGGAAGCCGAAGAAUGAGCCCAGCAGAGUGGAGAGAGCAAAUGUACGAUGAGCUCAGAGUGAGCUUUGUUGCCCGUGAACUACAUCUGCCAAUGCGUACCGUACAUGGAAUUCUACGAGCAGAUAACGGAUACGUCAUAUAUGAUAACAAGCCCGGUUGUGAAUUUUCUCGAUUCCUUGAGGAGUACGACGAUAAGUUGGACCUGGGAACAAGGAUCAAGCUGUGUAGAGCUUUGGCGAGUGUCAUGUCUGGCCUAUACAAUGCCGAUAUAUAUUGUGGUGCAGUGAAAUUGGACAAUUUCUAUGCCUAUUAUGUGGGUGCACUCCCGUAUAGUCGGAUUCAACUGGUUUUUACUGGAGGAGCAGAUCUGACACCUUUGGAAAAGACGAAGCCCAUCGAUAGCGGGGAUUUCUCCCAAAUGGCUCCUGAAGUAUCGUGGACCCGGUUGCUCACUCCCGAAGCUGGGGUGCACAGUAUGGGCUUGGUCUUACGCCGUGUUCUUGGACAUCUUCCAGAAUUACCAACACAAGACCCUAAUGCCUCGCUGCUGCCACGAAUCAAUGCACUUAUCAGCAAAUGCUUGCACCCAAGGCCAUCGGAGCGACCAAGUAUGAACGGAAUCUUUCUUGAAUUGGAUAAUGCAGCUGGCAGCGUUCGUCAUACUAGACAACCACGUUGGACUCCGAUUUGA
This is a messenger RNA of Haemonchus placei, 975 nucleotides long. Lineage: Eukaryota; Metazoa; Nematoda; Chromadorea; Rhabditida; Trichostrongylidae. The record is from the annotation of a GenBank genome assembly.